CGACACGGGACGCAUCGGUCCGAGCAGACGCAGCCAGAGGCGGACACACGCAGGCGCGACACACACACACGACCCGGCGGGCUGCCGCCGCAACAUGCACGCCGCUACGCUCGCGCUGACCCUGCUGCUACUGAGCGGCGUCGCCUCGGCCGCCGUGCGCAGGGCCGGCGCCGCCCAGCUGCCCAUCUCCAGCGAUGACCGCCGCAUCACCAGGGCCUCAGAGUGCCACUUCGGACGACGAGUGUACGAGCUGGGCGCCCACUGGUUCGCGGACCUGGGGCCGCCCUUUGGAGUCAUGUACUGCAUCCGCUGCGAGUGCGUCGCCGUGAAGAAGAAACGGCGCGUGGUGGCGCGUGCGCAGUGCCGCAACGUGAAGACGGAGUGCCCGGCGCCCAGCUGCGACCACCCCGUGCUGCAGCCCGGCCGCUGCUGCAAGGUCUGCCCCGGCGACGACGCCUUCAGCCCUGACGUGCUGCCGACGGAGCCCACUGUGAAGGAGGUGCAGACCCAUACUGGAGCUGGAGCAGACGACGAGCGCAGGAAACACAUGGCGGCGGUGCUGACGUCGCGCGUGGCGGAGUCGCUGUUCCGGGAGGACCCGGAGCGAGCGCCGCCCUCCAGCCUGGACGCGCUGCCGCCCGCCGCCGCCACGGGCCGAUUCCAGCUGGCGCGCCGCAGCCUCUACUUCUCCUUCUACGUGGCGGACGCCGCCCCCCGGCCCAGGGCCGUGCAGUUCCGCAGCGAGGAGGGUGACAUCUUGGUGGAGAUGCAGCUGGGCGAGGGCGGCCGGUACCAGCGAGAGGCGGGCAAGGUGUGCGGUGCGUGGCGGCGCCUGCCACGCGACUACCGCCGCCUGCUCAGAGAGGGCCGGUUGUACGCCGUGCUGCUAUGGCCGCCGUCUCUUCUGGGCCAGCUGCCGCCCGUCGCCGGCCAGAUAAUUGGGCACCACUCGCUGACCACGGAGGUGUUCUCCGGCCUGCUGGAGGAGCGCGCCGGCGGAGACGCGGCGGCCACGGCGGUGGUGUCCGUGCACGCCGCCCCCGACACCAGCAGCGUCCACCUCAGCCUCCUGCUGUCCGCAGACGUGCCCCAGGGGGCGCAACUGGUCGCCCGCCUCGAGGACGAAGCCGGCCGCGCCAUCGUCGAGGAGACGGUGCGCGCGCCGCAGCCGCAGACGCAGGCGCCGCUCGGCGGCCACGGCCACAACCACAACCAGGCGUCGCUGUCGGAGGUGGAGCUGCGCAGCCCGGUGGGCGCCGGGGCGCUGCGGCAGCUGGCGGCGGGCCGCCUCAGGGUGUCGCUGUCCGCCGCCGACGCCGGGGGCCGCCGCCUCAUGGAGCUGCGCGGCCGCGUCACGGCCAGGGUCUCCUGCGAGAUACUCCAGGCCGUACUGACUCCGACCGACGCCGCCUCAGCAGAGGGCAGUCGCUCUGACGACUCGCCCGCUGCCCCCUCCGCGGGGGUGGGGGGCGUGGCGUGGAUGUUCGCGCGCCGCGACGGCUCGCUGUCGUAUGGCGCGUCUCUGUCGGGGCUCGAAGCGCUGUCCGUGCGCAUGCUCACGCUCACGUCGGCUCGCGGCACAGAGAUCUACGACCUCACGCCGGCGCUCUCUGACUCCGGCGAGGCGAGCGGGGAGCUGGGCCCGCCCGGGGUGCCGGAGCUGCGGCAGCUGACCGCCGGCGAGCUGUGGCUGGCCGUGUCGACGCAGCGCGCCGCCGUCGCCCGCGGCCGCCUCGCCCCGCGCCUCGUGGCCGCCGCCAGGGACGCCGAGAGGCCGGCGCACCUGCUGCCGCCCCCGCCCCCGCCACCGCCCACACCCGCACCCACACCUGCAACUGGUACCGCUCACGGGCUCGCCUGGGUCGCCGUCGACUCCGAGUGCACACUACACCUCGACGUGACGCUGAUCCGCGGCGGCGGAGGCGGCGGAGGCGGCGAGUCGCGGGACGAGGAGGCGGAGGAGGCGGAGGAGGCGCGCGAGUGGCUGUCGGUGCAGCUGAUGCUGGAGGCGCGGCCGCUGGAGGCUCCGGGCGCGCCCGUCUGGAGCCGCGAGCUGGCGGCGCUGAACGCCAGCCGGCGCGGCCGCGCCUUCCACCUGGAGGAGUCGCUGGCCGACGUGCCGGCCGCGGAGCUGGCCCGCCUCGAGUACGGCGUCUGCGACCUGCUGGUGCGCGACGCCACCACGGGGCAGCUGCUGCUCAGCGGCCGCCUGCCGCAGACGAAGGUGCCGGCGUCGUGCCAGCCGCGGUCCACGGACAACGACGUGGUGCCGGUGCUGCACCAGGAGGCGGCGGGGGCGGGGGCGGGCCCCGGGGGCGAGUCUGGCCCGUGCCUGUGGGAGCAGCGCUUCUACGAGGAGGGCGCGCAGUGGCGGGCGCCCGGCUGCCGCGCCUGCCACUGCCUGCGGGGGCGGGCCCGCUGCGAGCCGCAGCUCUGCCCGCCCGCGCCCGCCUCCUGCCCGCCCGACGGCCGCAAGCCCACGCCGCCGCCCGGAGACUGCUGCCCCGCCUGCCACAACGAGACGAGCGCCCAGGAGAGCCGCUGGGGCGUGCGGCGCGGCUGCUCCGUGUCUGGCGAGUUCCACGCAGCCGGCUCCUCCUGGUACCCCUACGUGCCGCCGCACGGCUUCGACACCUGCGUCACCGUCUCCUGUGACGCGGUGACGCUGCAGGUGCGCUUCUGGAGGCGGCGCUGCCCCGCGCUGGACUGCGGCGGCCGGCGGCCCGUCAGGCCGGACCCCCGCGCCUGCUGCCGCAUCUGCCCGCCGGCGGACACCGCUGACGACGAGCCGGGCGGCGCGGGGGCGGUGGCGGGGGCGGAGCGCGAGCCGGAGCCCGACCCGCAGGCCGUGCUGGCCGCCGGCGGCUGCCGCGCCCCGCACCAGGUGUUCGAGGACGGCCGCAGCUGGCACCCGCGCAUCCAGCCGUUCGGCGUCGAGAAGUGCGUCACGUGCCGUUGCAAGGCGGGCCACAUCCAGUGCCAGCGCAAGUUGUGCAAGGCGGCGACGUGCGCGCGCCUCCAGGAAGUGUCCGCCGCCCCCGGUGCCGCCCCCACCACCCCCGAGGAGGAGGCGGAGGAGCGAGAGUGCUGCCGGACGCAGUGUGCGCGCAGGCACCGCCGCCCACACGGCUGAGACGGCGCCACCCACACCGCAACUCAGAGGCUUCCCACAGUAUUGCUCAUCUCUACCUGAAAACACACACCUACAUACAUUAUACGCAUAACUACGACUAACCAAAGUUCAUAUAAGGCUGUUUUUUUAAAAAGAAAAAAGGGAAAUGUUAUUUUUAAAAAGCGAAGGCAAAGUAUUUUUUAUCUUCAAUUAACACUUCGAAGACUUUUUAAUAUUUUCCUAGACAGCGAGCGAGUUUGUUUUAUGUAGUCGUUACUCGCGAGUACAGCCGUCCGUAGCUGUGAGCUCGCAAGGACAUUCUGCGAAGGGCGUGGUCCGAGUCCUGCGGCGUGGAAGGGCCGUCCGAGGGCUGGCGAAGGGCCGGCCGCCGUUACCACAACCAAAGAAGACUGAGCGACCAAGGGCCGAGCGUUAUUUAUUUGUUGGCCCCACGGGGCGUCGUUGUGUGUGUCAUGUCAGACCAGUGGGCGCCGUCCCCACCCCACCCCGCACCUCUUUGGCCCUCGCGGCGCUUCUAGAGUCAGCUAGAGUAGUCC
Schistocerca piceifrons (Central American locust) is the source of this 3669-nucleotide messenger RNA. It is a transcript of the gene sog, whose product is annotated as dorsal-ventral patterning protein Sog. NCBI's taxonomy places the organism in Eukaryota, Metazoa, Arthropoda, Insecta, Orthoptera, Acrididae. The transcript has 15 exons. The record is from RefSeq and is a predicted model, not a curated record. Gene Ontology annotation, molecular function: protein binding. Gene Ontology annotation, biological process: multicellular organism development. Bases 95 to 3133 code for a protein of 1012 amino acids.